AUGAGCGGAAUGACGGAAGUUAAGAGGCGGUCCGCACGAGUCUACACUGAGGAAGAAAACGCCAGCGGAAGCAGAAAUGCCGAAGUGGAUGCUCGCCUCAGAACAAAGAGCAUAGAUGAGAUUGAACUGAAAAAUAGCGAGUCAAGAAACUCCUCGAAGGAAUCCAAGACCAGAAAGUCCAUGGUCGAUCUUGGGAAAGACAUAAAUAUAUUUCCAACCACAGAGGAAGAUAUCGAAAAGCAUAUCACCCAAAGUCUCGAAGCCGCCAAAGCCUCCAAAACAAAGGAAGAGGCUCGGCCAACCAACCUUGGUGUCGUUAUUCCAGGAAAGAUAUAUCGCAGUAGCUGGCCCACCGACGAAGAUUUCCUACACCUUGAGGCUUUCGGGCUGAAGACUGUCCUAUCUCUUGUCCAAAACGAUUUCUCUUUUGCGUUCAAGGACUUUGUUAAGAAGAAUGACAUCGCUCACAAAAUCAUUGACAUGCCGGGAACGAAGAAGGUUGCUAUCACACAGGAAUUAAUGCAAUCGAUCAUGGAGAUUGCUCUUGACGAGUCAAGCUAUCCUCUUUUGAUACACUGCAAUCAUGGAAAGCACCGUACUGGCUGUGUAGUUGGAGUCAUUCGUCAUGUUGCGAGAUGGGAUGUCGAAUCGAUCGUCGAGGAAUACCGGGGAUACGCAGAUCCCAAGGUGCGAGACUGUGAUGUUGCCUAUAUCACUGACUACCAGGCUUCAAGCCUUCAUGGUCUCUUUGUGAACGAGACAAUUGUGAAGGGCCAGAGACCCAAUUUGUCUGAACAGUCCAACGAAGACCAGUCCCCGCCAGCUGUUCCUUUAGAGUACAACCCUUUAGGGCAUGAUCUCCACCUGGGGCGCAACCGAGAAGAUCGAGCGGACCUUCCUCUUCAGCGUCGGAGAAUGGGUCGGUAUCUCAUGGCGUCUGCUUUCGCUCUUGCCGUUUGGUUCACCACUGGCUUCUACUGGCACUCCCACAAUUGGAAGUGGGAGCCCCUUGAAUAG
Molecule: messenger RNA, 1017 nt
Organism: Drepanopeziza brunnea f. sp. 'multigermtubi' MB_m1
Lineage: Eukaryota; Fungi; Ascomycota; Leotiomycetes; Helotiales; Drepanopezizaceae
Biological process (GO): dephosphorylation
Cellular component (GO): cytoplasm
Molecular function (GO): phosphatase activity; inositol diphosphate tetrakisphosphate diphosphatase activity
Source: RefSeq, a predicted model, not a curated record